Molecule: messenger RNA, 3505 nt
Organism: Haplochromis burtoni (Burton's mouthbrooder)
Lineage: Eukaryota; Metazoa; Chordata; Actinopteri; Cichliformes; Cichlidae
Gene: gpbp1l1
Product: GC-rich promoter binding protein 1-like 1
Exons: 12
Coding region: 1519-3009 (496 amino acids)
Biological process (GO): positive regulation of DNA-templated transcription; DNA-templated transcription
Cellular component (GO): nucleus
Molecular function (GO): DNA binding; RNA binding
Source: RefSeq, a predicted model, not a curated record
CCGAAAACCCAAACAAACAUCGAUAGUCCUGCGAUUAAAGCAGUUUAUAUUUGCAAAAAAGUGCAGUGUCAUUGGUCUCUGCAGAGUGAGUCUAUAUUUGAAUCUACGACUAUCCUGUUUAUUGGAAGGUAUCGUAGGAAAGACUGUCCUGUGCAAAUACCCGUGAACCAUAAAGCAAGAAAAUCUGAAAUCUGCACUGAAACUUCCUGUGUGAGGGGGAAAAGCACUUUCAAAAAGGAAAGGAAAGACCUACUUGACAAUUUUUUGGAUGCUUGCGGCUUUUCAACUUUCACUUUUUUCUCCUGAGGAAAAAGAGUAGUUGAUCACUUGAGGAUUUCUUUUUGGACAUGUUUGGCUGUUGCUAAAGCCAUCUCAACUUUUGAAUUUUGAUUUUGCAUAUCUAUGAAACCAGAGGUCCACACUGUUCCUGCUACAGUCAAAACCUGAAAUAAUUUGAUGGGAGUAAAAUAUAUAAUGCUAGAAACAGCAUUAUGAUGUACCAUUCAACAUCUUCACCGUUUCACUAACGAGAACUUAUUAUGUCGGCAAUGUAACGUAGGGCUUCACUGGCUUCAUUGUCAUGUGACUUUGAACCUUUGAGAGUUAUUUUCUCCAAACGAAGACAGUCUUUUCACCACUUUAAUGAGGUGAGCAGUGGUUUGCAGUGACCUCCAUUGCCAAUAAAAGACUGUCUCUCAAUUAAUUUUUCUUUUCUGAAUGUGUUUGAGUAGGUCUUAAAAUGAUUCGGUAAAAGGCGAGUCAACACAAAAAACAUACUGGCACACAGUGUGGCAGGACAACACCUGUCUCUCUCCACGCACCUGGUGUCAAAGUGGAACUGCUUCAAAAACCGUUGUCCAUGCUUCAGUGCAGACGACUUUCACAGACUGUUUCUUUAUAUUAAUAAUAACCUGGCUCUUCCUCCCAUUUGGGACAAAUCACUAGUCAAUCAAUUUGUUUUGCCAAUCAGCAUCAAGUCUAAUCAGGUUUUAAGUCUUACCAUGAGAUUAUGAGCAAAUGGUUCAAAUAAAUUGAGGGAUUCAAUCUAUCUGGAGAAAAAAGAAGAAAAAAAAGUUGCCUGGACUUGAAUCAGUUGAAUUCAUUGCACAAGACCGGCAUUAGAACUGACUGGAUUCUGGUUCAAGACAGAAAAUCUGUUCUGCAUAGACUCCUAUCCUUGGACUUCAAAAACUGCUUCCUGUUUGGCCAGUUCUCUGGAUUGCCAUUCCAGAUUGUUCCUGCAGUUUUUUGAUAUAUCUCCAAGUGCUUCACCCUGGACGAAGGGAUCUGCCUCUGGGGAAAGGGGCUGCGCUGUCCUGGCGGAGGUGGAGAGGAGGUUGUUGGUGUGCUGCCUCCCAUCUGUCAGUGCACACACUCUGAUCAGUGCCAACAGGCCUGAGGAGGAACCGAGCCCAGCCGGACCGAGAGAGGAGGCAGAGGACUUCAGAGCCACAGACUCUGGGAUCCUGGCCAUGAGGUUUGAUGCCUCGAUCCACUGACCGGAAACACUGGACCUAAAUGGCGCAGCAUGACUUUGUCCCUGCCUGGCUUAACUUCUCCACACCCCAGCCUGCCAAGUCCCCUGCUGCCAACCUUGAGAAACAAGGUGAUCUCCCACCCCACAAAGAUGCCAGAACUGCUGUGAGCCGCCGCCGCCACAACUCUUCUGAUGGUUUUUUCAACAAUGGCUCCCUGCGUGCUCCGACAGGUGAUGGAUGGCAGCAGCCCUCUCUGCUUCUGAGACAUGACUCAGUGGACUCGGGGGUGGCUAAAGGAGGGCACGGUGGGCUGGCAGGGGCCUCAUGUUGGAAGGAAACGCCCAGCUGGCAUGGAGCUCCGCGGGGUUCCCAGGACAGCCACCACCACCAGGGACGCCACCCCAAACGGGGAGGAGGCGACAGGGACAGGCAGGGGGGGCACCGGCAGCGCAAUGGUAACUUCCAUCCCCGCAAGGGCACCUCGUACCCGGACAAAUUCCCCAACGAGGAACGCAAGGACAGCAAGGACGACAAGCUGAAGUUUGUGGAGGAGGACUUUCCUUCGCUCAACCCUGAAACAACUGGAAAGCCUGGGGCUCAGACACGAGCAGUUGCUCCCCACGCUGGAGUAUGGGAAAAUCCACCAAGUGGCAAACAGAUGGUGUCCAAAAUGCUGGUUAUCAAAAAAAUUUCCAAGGAGGAUCCCAGCACAGCCUUCUCUGCAGGGUUUGCCACUGCUGGUGCCCUGCCAACCAACGGCAGCAAAGCUCCCAUCACAGGCUCCAGCGUCUACAAGAACCUGGUCCCAAAGCCGGCUGUGGCCCCUACCAAAAGCACCCAGUGGAAAUCCAGUGGUAGAGAGAUCACAAAGUCUGGUCUUCACAUGCCAGGCCGAGAUUCAGUCUUCACCAGCCCCGUCUCUGCAGCCAAACCCAGCACCCCAGUCAGUGCACCACAGCACAAUACUACAAAAGAGCACCCUUCAAGCACGACUCCUCCCAUAGAUAUUGCUCCAUCACGGCUGAAGUUGAUGCGUCGCGGUCCAGACCGUAAGAGCGAGUUCCUGAGAGCUCUGAAGGACGAAGGCACUGGAGAGCUGACAACAAGCAGCAGCCCAGGAACAUCAGGAGAGGGUGAAAGCAGCACCCCAGAGCCCAAAGCCUACAGCGAGGAAGGCUGUCAUGAGAAUGGUCUGUCUUACUCUCUGAGUGACUCAGACACCGAACACCUGUCCAGCUCCCUGGAGGCAGAGCACAGGUUGCUGAAGGCCAUGGGCUGGCAGGAGUACCCAGAAAAUGACGACAACUUCCUGCCUCUGACAGAGGACGAGCUGAGAGAGUUCCAGACUAAAACUGAACAGCUGAAGAGGAACGGCAUUCAAAGGAAUGGGGUUCUCCCGAGGACACGGGGUGUGACCCUCCACUUCACCCCCUGGAGGAGUGUGGCGGAGGCACACGUCGAGGAGGGCUCCGAGUCCGAAACCAGUAGCAGCAGCCAGACCUCUGAUGACGACGACUGCAUCAAAUCCUAACGUGGCUUUAUGGAACAAAAAGAAGAAGAAGAAAAAAAUACCAACAACACAACAACAGCCAACACCACAUCCCAGCAAGCAAUUCCCCUUUUCCUCUGUCAUCUUUGUUUUUUAGAGCACCAUUCUGAAGAUCUUUCUUUUUUGAUUUUGUUUUUGUUGUUCUUGCACAAGGGAAAAACCAAUCAUAUCCCAGUGAAGGGGGAGAUUCCUGCUCUGCCAGACGUCGUUUUCCCUGCGUUUCCUCCUUCACUGCAGUCCCUGCCCUCUUUUGACCGAUUUUCCACACACACACACCCACAAACCCUCCGUCUCCUCCCCUUCCUUUUUCUUCCUCGCUUUGUGGAACUGAAGUGUUCAUCAAGAAAAGAAGGGCAAUGAAUGCACACUUGAUUCUGCUUUAAACAGACUAACUCAUUUCAUUGAUGAUGCUGAUGACACAUUAUUAAUGAUAUUAAUAAAAAUUGGUUCCUGACAAGCUGAUAUGUUUCAAUAUGAA